Anoplophora glabripennis (Asian longhorned beetle) is the source of this 1366-nucleotide messenger RNA. RefSeq lists its product as uncharacterized. The transcript has 10 exons. The record is from RefSeq and is a predicted model, not a curated record. NCBI's taxonomy places the organism in Eukaryota, Metazoa, Arthropoda, Insecta, Coleoptera, Cerambycidae. Bases 1 to 1296 code for a protein of 431 amino acids.
AUGAUUUGCAGACAAUUGUUAGGUUUGUUAGCAUCUUUCGUCUUAAUUUUAUGCAAUGACGAUCACCACGGCAUCUCAAAGAGGGCGCUGCUGUUCCCAAGGGCUACUAUUCUCCAGUUUAACUACGGACUUUCAGUGCCUCUAGUUCUUCCAAGACGUUCCAUCCUGAUCAGUGUAGUGGCCCAGGCUAAUUAUAACCUCCCAUACAACAUUUCAAACUUCACUCCGAUGACAGUAGCUGCCAGAGACGAAAGUUUCCUAGACAUCACCAGGAGAAAGUUCUACAAAUACAUAAUCGAGUAUUUAGACAGUUUUGGUUUAGAUGGAGAGGAGUGUCUAUUAAGGUCGAUUUGUGAGGUAGCAGAAGUACCGAUGCAUACGAAAGAUGCAGAAAAUUUGCUUGAAAGAAUCCUCCAUUUUGUCUUCACGCCUUCCCUGGAAAUGUACAGUGAAAGUGGUAACUUGACAGGGAGUAGUUUUGUUGACAGGCUGUUGCAAGCUGAGGAAAUAGGAACAAAUGAGGGACAAUGCUCUGAAGAAUAUUCGGAAUUUCCUAGAAAAGUUAAAAAGAUGCUCCUCAGGUUCAUUUCUCAGAAUUUCCAAGGCAAGACUCAGAUUUUAAGUCGUACUUACGUGACCCUAAUCUGUACUGCUCACAUGAUCUAUCAGAAGAGACCUAACAUCACAUUCGAAAGACAAAUCUCAAAUGUGGGUGAAGUGUGUAUAUCCUUGCUGUCGUGCAAGUCUGAUCGCCACGCCAUUUCGAAAAGGUCUCUACUGUUCCCAAGAAACGGAGUGGUACAGUUCACUUACGGGUUAACUGUGCCGUUAGUUCUGCCAAGGAGAUCCAUCAAUUUCAGCGCUUGCGCCCAAAGCAACUACAACAUGCCUACCAACAUUUCACGGUUGCAACCGAUGACGAUCCCCGCUAGACAGGACAACAGUUUUUUUACCAUCAGCAGGAUGAAAUUUUACGAAUACGUCGUAGAAUACUUAGAGAGCUUUGGCUUGGAAGGGGAAGAGUGUCUACUACGAUCCAUAUGCGAGAUAGCAGAAACUCCAAUGCAUAUAAAAGACGAAGACACCCUGCUCGAAAAAAUAGUGCACUUCGUUUUCACUCCGUCAUUGGAAAUUCAUAGUGAAAUCCAGGACUUGACUAAGCAGGAGGAUUUAGGACUCAUGGACAAACUACUCCUGGCAGAAAAAAAUGGAAAAACUGAAGGACAAUGCGAUGAAACUUAUUCCGAUUGUUUGGUUUCUAUUGUAGACACGUUUUCAACUAAAUACAUCAUAUAAACAACUGAGUUUGUUGUUAUUUACUAAAACAGUUAUACUUAAUUCGUGUUAAAUUGAAACAGGAUGACCA